AUGCCCCUUCCUUCGGACGAGCAGAUCCUCAAGACGAGCCAAGGUCUCGUGGCCCAAUUGCAAAGCAUCUUUGGAAAGCAUCCCGGCUUUCGUCCAGCCCUUCCACUCCCGUCACUCUCCGCUUCUCCAAUUCCACCGGACUCCCCCCAGAUUCCUGACGCGAGUCCCAACGCCAACCCACGAGGCCUCGGUAUCCGUUUCAACCUCGGCGAGCACAUCCACACAGACAUAAAUGCUCAUUCUACCCCCUUCUUCCCCACCCGCACCGGCGCUGAGUUCCUAGAGUUCCUUAAAGCACUAGCCGCUUCACCGCCGGAAACACUGUCUCCAUCGCCCAUUGAAAAGUUCCUCGGCGCGAAUCCCGCCGCUCUGGGAUUCGUGCAGGCGCCGAAGCCAGCGCCGUCGAGUUUCGCGAGAGAGAUUUUCUAUGCGGUCAAUGCGCUGAAAGUUGUCGGCGCGGAAGGUAAAAGUACUUACAUCCGCUAUCGCAUCGUUCCAGCUGUUGGUGAACAUUUUCUUGAUGAAGCAGCGAUCAAAGACGAGGGCCCGGACUUUCUCUACGAAGAGCUCCAGAAGUGUGUAGCAGAGGAGAGUGUCACUUUUCGCGUCAUGGCUCAGCUUGCGGAGGAAGGAGAUGUGGUGGAUGAUGCGACGGUGCACUGGCCUGAGAGUCGGCAGUUGGCCGAGCUGGGCACGGUGAAGGUUGGGACUGUGCUGCCGAACAACGCGAAGGAGCAGGAGCGUAUCAUCUAUGACCCGAUUCCCAGGGUUGAGGGUAUUGAAACGUCCGAUGAUCCGUUGUUGGAGAUGAGGGCGGCAGUCUAUCUCAUUAGUGGGAGAGAGAGGCGUGCUGCGGAUUGA
Molecule: messenger RNA, 861 nt
Organism: Letharia lupina
Lineage: Eukaryota; Fungi; Ascomycota; Lecanoromycetes; Lecanorales; Parmeliaceae
Exons: 2
Coding region: 1-861 (286 amino acids)
Biological process (GO): response to hydrogen peroxide; hydrogen peroxide catabolic process
Cellular component (GO): cytoplasm; peroxisome; mitochondrion
Molecular function (GO): catalase activity; heme binding
Source: RefSeq, a predicted model, not a curated record